Molecule: messenger RNA, 2472 nt
Organism: Dufourea novaeangliae
Lineage: Eukaryota; Metazoa; Arthropoda; Insecta; Hymenoptera; Halictidae
Product: ESF1 homolog
Exons: 8
Coding region: 124-2472 (782 amino acids)
Biological process (GO): rRNA processing
Cellular component (GO): nucleus
Molecular function (GO): RNA binding
Source: RefSeq, a predicted model, not a curated record
UUGGUCUAGUAUUAAUUCAUAUCAUUUGAUAUCACUUCUUAUAUUGUCUUAUAUUGAUACCAUACUGUUCAAUCAGGUUAAAUACUACUCAGUUAAAGUAAUAGUGAUAUCAUUUUUUUCAGCAUGGAUCCGUUAUUAAGUGAUAAACGAUUUGCUUACAUUGCAAAGGAUCCGAAAUUUAAAAGGAUCCCAAAGGCGGAACGAAAAAUAAAGAUAGAUAAAAGGUUUCAAGGCAUGUUUAAAGACAAAAAGUUUACAGUUCACUAUACUAUUGACAAGAGAGGCAGACCUAUAAGCCAAACAUCAGCAGAAAAUCUUAAAAAGUAUUAUGACUUGUCCAGUAGCGAAGAGGAGGAAGAUAAAGAAGUGGCAGAAGAGGAGGUUGUAGAAAAAAAAGCUACCACUCUUAAGAGUAAACAGCAAGGCAAGAAAGAAAAAUCUAAAAGUAAGCAAAAGAAGGACAAACACCUUGAGGAAUUUAAAUCUCAAGAUGUUAAUUCUAUAAAGAAGGAUGUGGAUGAUGAACAUAAAGAUGAAGAUGAUAAUUCAUCAGAUAAUCAUUUUUCAAGCAAUGGAGAAUUGCUGAGGCUUAAGCCAAAAGAAGAAUAUAGUGAGGAUUCUGAAGAGCAUAGUGAGUCCAAGAAUGAAUCAGAAUCUGAGUCUGCUGUAGACGAUGAAAUAAAUGCAGAUAUUUUAAAAUCAGAUUUGAAAGAAAGUAAAAAACAGUUACGGAUUGAGAGGAAAAAUGAGUCUAAUAAACUUACAGACAAAAUUAAAGAAAAACUAAGAGAUUUAAGUGUAAAUUAUGCUAGAGGUGAAGGGGUACUAAUGACAGACAGCUCUUCUGAUGAUGAUAGCUCAGAUGUCUCAGAUGAAGAAGAAAUUGAUCAUAAUUGGGGUGAAUUAGAUAAGGAAGCACAUACAACAGAUGAAAUCACACACAGAUUAGCAGUAUGUAACAUGGAUUGGGAUAGAAUACGUGCUGUGGAUUUAAUGGUGUUGUUUAAUUCAUUUUUACCAAAUGGAGGUGUUAUUCGUUCAAUCGCGAUUUAUCCAUCAGAGUUUGGCCUACAACGCAUGAAAGAAGAAGAAAUUAGUGGUCCAAAAGAAUUAAUAGAAAUAAGUAAAGAAAGAGACAUGGAUGAUGAAAAUGAUGAUGAAGAGGGGUCAGCAUAUCAUAUGGAAAAAUUGAGACAAUAUCAAUUGAAUAGACUGAAGUAUUACUAUGCAGUUGCUGACUUUGAUUCAGCUGAAACAGCAAACAAAAUUUAUACAGAGUGCGAUGGUACAGAAUACGAAUCUACUGCCACGAAGAUGGACCUUAGAUUUAUACCAAAUGAUAUGGAGUUUGAUCAGGCUCCUAGAGAAGUUUGCAGUGAAACACCAGAACUUUCAAAGUAUCAACCAAGGCAGUUUACUACUACAGCUCUACAGCAAGUUAAAGUGGAGCUAACAUGGGAUGAGACAAAUCCAGAAAGGCUGGAGAUUGCACAAAAAUUGAAUUCUGGGAAACUGGAUGAGAUUAAUGCAAAUGAUUUGCAAACUUAUUUAGCUACAGAUUCAAGUGAUGAAGAAACAGAAGCUGAAGAGGCAAAAGAAAAGCAGGAAUCGCAAGAUAACACAGCAGACUCUGAUACAACAAUAAAUGGUGAUCCAAUUGAAAAAUAUAAGGCUCUGUUAAAAGAAAUAGAAGAAAAGGAGGAAUCAAAACAGAAGAAAGACGUGGAAUUAGAAUUUACAUGGGGCUUAGGAACAAAAGAGAAGGCUGAAAAGUUAGUCAAGGAAAAAAUGAAAAAGGAUGAAAGUUUGACACCGUUUGAGCAAUACUUGGAGAAACGUAAAGCAAAGAAAAAAGCUAAAAGAGAUGAGCGAAAGAAACGUAAAGAUGUGGAUGAAGAUGCAUCUUCAAAUUCUGAAGUGUCUGAUUUGAACGCUAGUGCAAGCGAUGACGAAACUACAAAUAAUAAAUCACCAUCGCGUAGGAAGAAGAAAACAAUGAAGAAUAGUAGUACAGUUUUAUCAGAGGAUGAUGCUGAUGACGAAGAAAAGCGCAAGGCGGAAUUAGAACUUCUUUUAAUGGAUGAAACUGAAAUUGGCGACAAGCGACAUUUCAAUAUGAAAAAGAUCGAAGAAAAUGCCACAAUGACGAAGUCUAAACGUAAGCGACUUAGCAAGAAGAAAAACGGACAGAAUCAGAUAGAGGAAGAUAAUUUUGAAGUGAAUGUGCAAGAUCCUAGGUUCAAUGCAUUAUUCACGUCGCAUCAUUACAAUAUCGAUCCAGCGGAUCCACACUAUAGAAAGACAAAGGGUACUGAAUCUUUAGUUCAAGAGAAGUUGAAGAGGAGAGCAAAUAAUGAUCCUGCAGAUGAAAGUACAACCAAACAACAAAAGAUGAAGCCCAAUGCAGAGUUAGAAGCAUUAGUUAAAUCAGUAAAGAGGAACACAAAGAAUAUUUCACGAUCAAUAAAAUGA